Molecule: messenger RNA, 2806 nt
Organism: Cercospora beticola
Lineage: Eukaryota; Fungi; Ascomycota; Dothideomycetes; Mycosphaerellales; Mycosphaerellaceae
Gene: HSP90
Product: Heat shock protein 90
Biological process (GO): cellular response to heat; protein folding; protein stabilization
Cellular component (GO): perinuclear region of cytoplasm; protein-containing complex; plasma membrane
Molecular function (GO): ATP hydrolysis activity; ATP-dependent protein folding chaperone; ATP binding
Source: RefSeq, a predicted model, not a curated record
GGCCGAGCUCCAAACUAUUUCUUCACAGCUACACGCACCUCACCUUCUUCUCUGCAACUGAGAUACCCCAUUGCGCUUCACAUUUCCCGCGCUCUUUGAUCAAAUCACCCUCCACACGACACACACACUUUGACUAGACUACAUCCAGCGCACCUCCAUCAGUCACAUCACACCACCGCGAUCAUGUCGGGCGAGACGUUCGAGUUCCAGGCGGAGAUCUCGCAGCUCCUGUCGCUCAUCAUCAACACCGUCUACAGCAACAAGGAGAUCUUCCUGCGAGAACUCAUCUCCAACGCUUCCGAUGCCCUCGACAAGAUCCGCUACGAGGCUCUCUCAGAUCCCUCAAAGCUCGACUCAGCGAAAGACCUGCGCAUUGACAUCAUCCCCGACAAGGAGAACAAGACGCUGACCAUCCGCGACACCGGUAUCGGCAUGACCAAGGCUGACCUCGUCAACAACCUUGGUACCAUCGCGCGCUCUGGCACCAAGCAGUUCAUGGAGGCCCUCUCAGCAGGUGCCGACGUGUCCAUGAUUGGCCAGUUCGGUGUUGGUUUCUACUCGGCAUAUCUCGUUGCCGACCGCGUGACUGUUACAUCGAAGCACAACGACGACGAGCAGUACACCUGGGAGUCGAGCGCCGGUGGCACUUUCACCAUCUCGCAAGACACCGAGGGCGAGCAGCUCGGCCGUGGUACCCAGAUUGUUCUCCACCUCAAGGAUGAGCAGACUGACUACCUUGGCGAGAGCAAGAUCAAGGAGGUUGUCAAGAAGCACUCCGAGUUCAUUUCCUACCCCAUCUACCUUCACGUGCUGAAGGAGACCGAGAAGGAGGUCCCAGACGAGGACGCCGAAGAGACGAAGGAGGAAGACUCCGACAACAAGCCAAAAGUCGAGGAGGUCGACGACGAGGAGGAAGAGAAGAAAGAGAAGAAGACCAAGAAGGUCAAGGAGAGCAAGAUCGAGGAAGAGGAGCUCAACAAGACCAAGCCAAUCUGGACUCGCAACCCACAAGACAUCUCACAAGAGGAGUACGGUGCCUUCUACAAGUCGCUCUCCAACGACUGGGAAGACCACCUUGCCGUCAAGCACUUCUCUGUCGAGGGUCAGCUCGAAUUCCGCGCCAUCCUCUUCGUGCCAAAGCGUGCACCAUUCGACCUCUUCGAGACCAAGAAGACCAAGAACAACAUCAAGCUCUACGUCCGCCGUGUCUUCAUCACCGACGAUGCCACCGACCUCAUUCCAGAGUGGCUCUCUUUCGUCAAGGGUGUCGUCGAUUCUGAGGAUCUCCCACUCAACCUGUCCCGUGAGACUCUCCAGCAGAACAAGAUCAUGAAGGUCAUCAAGAAGAACAUCGUCAAGAAGACUCUUGAGCUGUUCCAGGAGAUUGCCGAGGACAAGGAGAACUUCGACAAGUUCUACACUGCCUUCAGCAAGAACAUCAAGCUCGGUAUUCACGAGGACAGCCAGAACCGCUCUGCUCUUGCCAAGCUCCUCCGCUACCAGUCCACCAAGUCUGGCGAGGAGACCACCUCUCUCCAGGACUACGUCACCCGCAUGCCAGAGCACCAGAAGCAGAUGUACUACAUCACCGGCGAGUCCAUCAAGGCUGUUGAGAAGUCGCCAUUCCUCGACGCCCUCAAGGCCAAGAACUUCGAAGUGCUCUUCCUCGUUGACCCUAUUGACGAGUACGCCUUCACUCAGCUCAAGGAGUUCGAAGGAAAGAAGCUCGUGGACAUCACCAAGGACUUCGAGCUCGAGGAGACUGAGGACGAGAAGAAGAAGCGCGAGGAGGAGGAGAAGGAGUUUGAAUCUCUUGCCAAGUCACUCAAGAACGUCCUUGGUGACAAGGUCGAGAAGGUUGUUGUCAGCCACAAGCUCGUCGGUGCUCCUUGCGCCAUCCGUACCGGCCAAUUCGGUUGGUCUGCCAACAUGGAGCGUAUCAUGAAGGCCCAGGCCCUCCGUGACACCUCCAUGUCCAGCUACAUGAGCUCCAAGAAGACCUUCGAGAUCUCGCCUGCCAACCCAAUCAUCAAGGAGUUGAAGAAGAAGGUUGAGACAGAUGGCGAGAGCGACCGCACUGUCAAGAGCAUCACCACUCUUCUCUACGAGACCUCGCUGCUUGUCUCUGGCUUCACUAUCGAUGAGCCAGCCGACUUCGCCGAGCGCAUCCACAAGCUCGUGUCGCUCGGCCUCAACGUCGAUGAGGACGUCGAGACCGAGGCAGAGGCUGCCGCACCAGCUCCUACCGAGGGCGCCACCGAGAGCGCCAUGGAGGAGGUUGACUAGAUGCAUAGAUGUGUGUAUAGUCAAUUGUAAUGUGUCAUGGGUUCACGCGCGAAUUGAAGAAGGCAUAACGGCUUAGAGACAAAGAUCAGGCAAAACGGCGUUUUUUUCUGUGUCCUCUUUUGGGUGAUGCACAAAAAGAGGCAUUUGGCAUGCAUCAUGGGGAAUUUGAGUGACGACUUUUUCUGUAUCAACAGUAUUAGCAGUUCUGAAAUCAGAGACUUGUUAAUCUUCUGCUUUGCCUCCACUUUUCCUGUUCUUAUAACGUUAUCGUGAUCAUUCAACGCUCUGUAUGUGCUGAUGAUAUCGUCUAUGCUACAACUUCGCACCUCUAUCCUUCCUGAUCUCCGUACUAUCCACUCUCACGCCCUCAUCGUCCUGCUCCUCGACACUCAAAUCUGGCAUCUUCCUCGGCAUGAUUCGUCUAGGCUCCGUGCCUUGCACCAACGCAUAUUUAUCAAAAUUUGUAACUCCCUCGUGAUCGCGAAGGAAAUCCUCAUCAAGAACGAGUUUCCCAUUGACA